GGGUUUUGCGUGUUCUGGCCAAUGGGCGUGCGGGAUGCAGAGAUAAAGGUCUGCAUAUGAUUACCAUGUGGUUAUAGAAGGUGUUUAGUAUCGAUCCAGUAUCUGCUGGGUAGGUUACUUCUAAACUCGCGCUGUGGACCUGCAGGGUGGACUAUCUGAUCCUUUGUGACGGGAAUAGUAUCUCUGUAACAACAUGCCUAAAAGGAAGUCUGCCGAAGGGGCCGGUACCAAGGACGCCUCGAAAGUGACUAAGCAGGAGGUCGCUAAGCAGGAGGUCGCUAAGCAGGAGGUCGCUAAGCAGGAGGUCGCUAAGCAGGAGCCCACCAGACGGUCAGAGAGGUUGUCAUCGAAACCAGCUCCUCCCAAACCGGUUGAGGUCAAGCCUAAGAAGGCUAUCGCCAAGAAGCCGGUGGACAAGGACGUGAAGGGAAAGAAAGGAGGAGCUAAGGUGAAGAGGGAAGAUGGCCCCUCCCAUAACCGACAGACCAUGACAGAGAUCUGUGUGUCUCGUUCCAGUGUCAGUGUGACCUACUACAGAAGUCUUGCUCCCUACUCCAUGUCUGUCAGAGGACAGAGUGAGACAGUCCGAGUGAACGGAGACUGAUGCCGUGGGGGCGGGGUCUGACGAGGAGAAGGAAUGAGGAAAUUGGGGGUGUGUCUUUCUCUGACUUCUCCCAAACCGGUACCAUGGAAACGAAGAAAGGAUCUUUUUUUACGAGGAUUUUGUAAAAUGCAGAAUUGUUUUUUUUGGGGGGGGUCCUGUGAUAUUAACGAAGAUAAACUUAAUACCCCACGUCCACACUCCUUGCAGUUCUAUCACUCUCUCUCUCUCUCUCUCUCUCUCUCUCUCUCUCUCUCUCUCUCUCUCUCUCUCUCUCUCUCUCUCUCUCUCUCUCUCUCUCUCUCUCUCUCUCUCUCUC
Molecule: messenger RNA, 920 nt
Organism: Salmo salar (Atlantic salmon)
Lineage: Eukaryota; Metazoa; Chordata; Actinopteri; Salmoniformes; Salmonidae
Biological process (GO): chromatin organization
Cellular component (GO): chromatin; nucleus
Molecular function (GO): nucleosomal DNA binding
Source: RefSeq, a predicted model, not a curated record